AUGGCCCAGACAUUUGAUAUUCCACCCUCCACCUCCAAGCCAUCCUCCGAUUUCGGACCCAUACCUAACCCUGGAGAGCUUCAUGCAUUUCCAGAUACAAGUGCUGAUAAUUCUCCGGUGGCUCCACCACCAAAGAAGACUCAUGUCAAGGAUGUCGAGGAUGAAGAUGAUAUUGUGGGACCACAAGAACAUUUCAUUCAGGACUUUCCUUGGCUGGCCGGUGAUCCGAUUGUUGAGCGUGGAAAAUUACCUCCAUUUUUCGAGCUUUUUCGGCAUCAGAAGGUCGAGAAUGGUGAGGCGAUGUGGGCACCUUUCAGUUCUAGGGAUGAGUGGGAACUUGCUCGAUGGCUAAUGUGCUCUAGUAUCAGUCAGAAGGAGAUUGACUCAUUUUUGAAGUUGGAAAGUAUCAAAAAUAAUGUCAAUCCGAGCUUUGGUAAUAAGAGAAAGCUGUUUCAAACCAUUGAUAAGCUGCCAACUGGUCCUGAAUGGACAUGUGAAGUCUUCAAGAUUCAUGGGGACCUGCUCAAUAAUGAGGGAAUGCCACAGACAGAGGAGAUUGAGCUUUGGAAGCAUGAUCCAGUUGCCUGUAUCCGGGAACUUAUGGGUGAUGCUCAGUUCAAGGAACACAUGCGUUACGCACCUGAACGUGUCUACACUGAUGAGAUGGGCACAUCAAGGGUAUACAGUGAGAUGGCAACAGCCGACUGGUGGUGGCAAAUCCAGAAACUCUUACCGAAAGGUGUAACCAUUGCUCCAGUGAUUCUCGCCUCUGAUAAAACACAGCUUUCCCACUUCAGCGGUGACAAGUCCACAUGGCCGGUGUAUCUAACAAUUGGGAAUAUUGACAAGGACAUUAGACGAAAGCCUUCAGAACAUGCAACCGUGCUGAUAGGGUACCUACCCGUCAGUAAACUAGAGUGUUUCUCGAAAAAACAGCGCUCGGUUGAGUCCUACCAGCUGUUUCAUACUUGUAUGCGCUCGCUUCUUGCACCAUUAAUCGAGGCUGGAAAGAAUGGAGUAGAGAUGUUGUGCACUGAUGGUCAGACCAGACUCAUCUAUCCGAUUUUGGCCGCAUAUGGAGCAGAUUACCCGGAGCAGUGCUUGAUUGGAUGCUCAAUGGAGAAUCGCUGCCCGAAAUGCAAAGAAAAAGCUGGCGAACUUGGAGAUCCUGUGUAUUCACUCAUGCGCGAUCCAAAGGAAACAGUCGAGGUUCUGAAGCAGGCAUCAGCUGGGCUGGAACCACAAGAAUUUACAGACUGGGGCCUGCAACCAGUCAAUCCGUUUUGGGUUGACUUACCCCAUUGUAACAUAUUCCAAUGCUUCACUCCUGAUAUCCUCCACCAACUACACAAAGGGGUCUUCAAAGACCAUGUCAUCAAGUGGGCAACCACUGUGGUGAACGUUGAUGGACCUGAGCAUCAAAUAGAUGGAUUGCAAAAGGCCGAAGUGGAUUGCCGCUUCCAAGCUAUGACACGACAUCCGAGUCUUCGACAUUUCAAGAAAGGCAUAUCGUUAAUUUCACAGUGGACAGGUAACGAGUACAAGAAUAUGGAGAAAGUUUUUCUGUCCAUUAUGGCUGGAUGUGUGGAUGAAGAAGUGAUGAAAUGCAUUAGAGCAGUGCUCGACUUCAUAUACUUUGCACACUAUGAAGAGCAUACAACUGAGUCAUUGAAGAAACUGGAAGAUUCAUGGCACACCUUUCACAAGCACAAGGAGAUCUUCAUUGACCAGGGGAUACGUGACCACUUCAAUAUUCCGAAAAUUCAUUCCAUGUACCACUAUGCUUCAAUGAUACACUCACAUGGCUCAGCAGGUGGCUAUAACAUGGAAGCUUCAGAACGUCUGCACAUUGAUUAUGUAAAGAUCGCCUACAAUGCAUUGAACAAGAAAGGGUAUGUGAAACAGAUGACAGCAUGGAUGAGGAGGUGUGAGGCAGUUGAGAAGUUUCAGAGGUUUUUGCAGUAUGCUAUCGAUGAGUACACUGAGCCAGAGAGGGAGGAUGAGGUUGACGGGGAAGAGGUCGACAUGGACAUUGAUGGUAGCAUUGAUUCUCACGCUGGCAAUGACCGUGAGUAUAUCAGUCACAUAAACCCCACUACCACCCUUAACAAUCACUACCAUGAUGACAAUGAUGACAAUGCUAAUAGCAAAGACAACAUUACCACAAUAUCUCAGCUUGAAUAUGGGGAAUCUACUUGCUUCAUACCCAAAACACUGUCCUACACAAAUGUCAGCCUCGAUGAUCUACAGACCAAGUUUGGGGCUUCCGAGUUUGUCCAUGCCAUGGAAGCCUUCCUUCACAAGCACGGACUAUUUAGCAUGGAUUAUUGGGAUGCAGAACCAGCAACAUACUCAGUAUAUAAACGAUUUUGUGUCUCUAUUCCUCCAGUGCCUGAAGUCUCGCAGCUCGCAACCACUGAUGCUGUCCGUGCAACUCUUCCAGAACCAGCUCGUGGUCACAAGAAAGCAACACCAGGAUAUUUCGAUACAGUCUUGGCAAGGAAGGACUUGCCUGAGAAAGGUAUCACUGACUUAGAUUUGCUUGGACCCAAAGGCCUUCACGUUGCUCAAAUUCAUGCCAUCUUUGAUCUCCCUCCAGAGCUAGGGGAAUUCCGUCACACUUUUGCUUAUGUCGAGUGGUUCACACCCCUUUGCAAAGUGGAUGAGCUCACCAGAAUGUUCAAAGUUCAAUACUCUACUAUCUGA
This is a messenger RNA of Desarmillaria tabescens, 2706 nucleotides long. RefSeq lists its product as uncharacterized. The transcript is spliced from 4 exons. Lineage: Eukaryota; Fungi; Basidiomycota; Agaricomycetes; Agaricales; Physalacriaceae. The record is from RefSeq and is a predicted model, not a curated record. The coding region runs from base 1 to 2706 and encodes 901 amino acids.